This is a messenger RNA of Drosophila ananassae, 1320 nucleotides long. RefSeq lists its product as uncharacterized. The transcript has 2 exons. The coding region runs from base 215 to 1234 and encodes 339 amino acids. Gene Ontology annotation, cellular component: nucleus. Gene Ontology annotation, molecular function: zinc ion binding. NCBI's taxonomy places the organism in Eukaryota, Metazoa, Arthropoda, Insecta, Diptera, Drosophilidae. The record is from RefSeq and is a predicted model, not a curated record.
AGCCGUUUUUAAGAUUGAUUACUAUCUGGUAACACUAAAAACAUUUUAGACACCAUUCAAAACAAAUUUUUAACAAUUUUUUAUUAGAUAUAGGAUUUUAGUGUGUUUUAUUCGAACAAGGAUACAUUUUUAAAGCUAUAAACAAAUAUAUAUACUUUUUGAGUUAAGGUUUGGUUUUAUUUUAUUGCCAAACGCCAGGGAAUAACUUGUAAGGAUGAAAGUGUGUCGCCUGUGUCUGGCAAAGGACGCCAACUUUCCUGUUUUUUCGGUGUCGACUGCCGUAAAGAUUAUGGCCUGUACAUCGGUUGAGGUGGAUCCGACGGAUGGUCUGCCUCAACUUAUUUGUCCUGGCUGCCGUCUGCGACUCGAGGAGUACCACCAUUUCCGGCGCAGGUGCCAGGUAGCCGACCGCAGAUUAAGGCGCGACGCGCGAAUCGACUUGAAGGACGAGGACAAUGAUGCGCUACAAGAUGUGGCAAAAUGCACAGCCAAUGCCUGUUCCGAGAGCAACGCUCAGUGGCGGAAGCAAGCGGCUCAGCUCAUACGCAAUGAAAUCAACGCAUACAAAAGAGAAUUACUGGCCAACUGCAAGCAGACGGUGCGCCAAGAGAUCGAGGAGGAGGUACGUCGUGAGAUUGAGACCGUUCUGAUGGAGCAGGCCAGGCAACAGGUUCGCCUUGGCGUUCUCAAUGACCUCUUUGAAGAAGUUGAAGAUUUCUUCAUUCGGAAACGCAACGAAACUGCCUACGAGCACUUUAACGGUUCCGAAAGCGUCAGUUCCGAGAUGGUCGACAAAUUUUAUGAAGGGGAACUCCCCCAACUGGAUGAUCUGAAUCCUGUCAACGUAAGCCUCGUGGACCUCGUCGACGAAACAGACCUUCAAAACUCGAGCAACUCGGAAAUUCCUUCAUGUUCUGUACCUCCUGCCUCCGAAGUGAUUGUUCCCGUGCCAAUGGUGGAAAUUAACAUGACAAACACCCAACUUUCCCACCUUCGUGAGGAAUUCCACAGUGAUAUCUUUUUAGGUGAUCAAACUCCACCUAAAACCGCAAAAAAGAUAAAAGAAGUUCCUUCCAAUCCAGAGCCAAUUCAGAAAAAAGUACGAUUUUCCAGCCCUAUAAAGCAACCCACGUCUUGUCGCAAGCACAAGCCGUCUAAUAAGCGCCCUAAAAGCCCCAACUGUAUGCGCUGUCGGCUCAGAGGGGCUGAUAAGAUGAAUCGAAGCGUUUCAUAAUGUUCCCACAUUAAAUACGAGUACCUUUAAAAUAUAUUUUUUUUUAGAAAAAGUAACAGAGAUAUAAAUAAAUCAUUCCUAACUAA